Chanos chanos (milkfish) is the source of this 1083-nucleotide messenger RNA. Its product is annotated as urotensin-2 receptor. Gene Ontology annotation, molecular function: urotensin II receptor activity. Gene Ontology annotation, biological process: regulation of blood pressure; blood vessel diameter maintenance; neuropeptide signaling pathway. The record is from RefSeq and is a predicted model, not a curated record. Gene Ontology annotation, cellular component: plasma membrane. The transcript has a single exon. Bases 1 to 1083 code for a protein of 360 amino acids. Lineage: Eukaryota; Metazoa; Chordata; Actinopteri; Gonorynchiformes; Chanidae.
AUGAAUUACAACAAGUCUGGGAAUUUCGACAGUCCACCUCGCAAUGGCAACCCGGGUUCCGUGGACGAGCUGGUAAUCACCUCGACUUUCGGGGCACUGCUGUCGGUAGUUUAUAUAGUUGGAGUGUCGGGAAAUGUGUAUACACUUGUGGUGAUGUGUCAUUCUAUCCGCUUCGCGACAUCCAUGUACAUCUCAAUAAUUAACCUAGCACUUGCGGACCUUCUUUAUCUCUCCACUAUCCCUUUCGUUGUGUGUACAUACUUUCUUAAGGACUGGUAUUUCGGAGAUGUGGGCUGUCGUAUAUUACUUAGUCUGGACCUUUUAACAAUGCACGCCAGCAUCUUCACGUUAACUGUGAUGUGCACCGAGCGCUACUUGGCAGUUACUAAACCGCUGGAUACUGUGAAACGUUCCAAAAACUACCGGAAAGCUAUGGCUUGGGGCGUUUGGAUACUGUCCCUCAUCCUCACGCUACCUAUGAUAAUAAUGGUUAAUCAAACCACCAAGACAGCUGCAGACGGAGGUGUCAAAAGGAUGUGCGCGCCCACCUGGGCACCCAGGGCGUAUAAAAUUUAUCUCACUGUCCUUUUCUGCACAAGCAUUAUGGCUCCCGGACUUAUAAUUGGGUACUUGUAUACCAGAUUGGCAAGGACAUACUUAGAAUCACAAAGGACGCCAGUCAUAAACAAGGGGACUAAGCGCUCGCCAAAGCAAAAAGUUCUUAUAAUGAUUUUCACUAUUGUAUUGGUGUUCUGGGCUUGCUUUCUGCCGUUUUGGAUCUGGCAACUCCUGCCCCUAUACCACAAACCUCUGAGUCUUGCGUCUCACACGCAUACCUGUAUAAACUACCUUGUGGCCUCGCUGACGUACAGCAACAGCUGCAUCAAUCCUUUUCUUUACACACUUCUGACCAAGAACUACCGCGAAUAUCUCAAAAACCGACACAGGAGUUUUUAUCGGUACACGUCUUCAUUUAAAAAGCGCCCUCCAAGUUUAUACUCCUGGGGGAAGUCUGCUUCGUCCAGUAACCAGUUCGAAUUCAACUCCGAGACGCUAGUAAUGGCCCAGUUAAAGGGGCAGUGA